GGAGCGAUUGAGCGAGGAGCGAAAGUAAAACGAAACGUAAGUUGUUAAUGAAACUCGUGUCGUCACCCACUUUUAUUUAUUUUUCCGAUAGCUAAGCGCAGUAUUUAAUUAGUCUCAAGCCAACUCACUUCAUACAAUUUCUUGUCCUACGUUAGCAGCAAUAUUUUCGAAAAUGAAAAUCGUGAUUUUUGGAUCCACUGGCAUGACUGGCCUCUGCGCAGUCGAGGCAGCCAUUAAAAAAGGCUACCAAGUCCGCGCUUUCGUCAGAGACGAAGCGAGGAUGCCAGCAGAACUGAAGGACAAAGUAGAGCUCUUCGUUGGCAACGUCUUGGAGCCAGACUCCGUGGCUGAUGCCAUCGACGGCAUGGACGGUGUGGUGGUAGCCCUCGGCACCAGAAACUCCUUGGAACCAACCUCAGAUAUGUCUGAAGGCACGAAGAACAUCAUAGAGUCCAUGAGAGCUAAGAAUGUCAAACCUUUGUCUGUUUGUCUGUCCGCUUUUCUGUUCUACGAGCCUGAGAAGGUUCCUCCAAGAUUUGUGGACCUGAAUGAGGAUCACAAGAGGAUGUAUGAAGCUGUGAAGGAUAGCCCUCUCAACUGGAUCGCAGUGUUCCCUCCUCAUAUCGCUGAUGAGCCGAGCCGCGAGGUAACGGUGACCAUCAACCCUACAAGUUCUCCUGGCCGCUCCAUUUCCAAGAGAGACCUGGGCACCUUCCUCGUGGAGUCUCUAUCUGAACCUAAAUACUUCAAAUCUGUCAUCGGUAUUGCUAAUAAGUAGAUAUCUUUUAUUUAUAUGUAUAAGUAGCUGACUGGACUAAGAAGGUAACAGUAUAAGUGCCAUUUACAACUCCAAUUUUUGCGCCGCUAGAGGCGCUGGUGUCGCGUUAAGUCCAUUGACUGUUGUCAUUUAUUGCA
Messenger RNA from Spodoptera littoralis (African cotton leafworm), 915 nucleotides. NCBI's taxonomy places the organism in Eukaryota, Metazoa, Arthropoda, Insecta, Lepidoptera, Noctuidae. The record is from the annotation of a GenBank genome assembly.